This is a messenger RNA of Aspergillus uvarum CBS 121591, 1360 nucleotides long. RefSeq lists its product as uncharacterized. The transcript is spliced from 2 exons. Lineage: Eukaryota; Fungi; Ascomycota; Eurotiomycetes; Eurotiales; Aspergillaceae. The record is from RefSeq and is a predicted model, not a curated record. Bases 57 to 1097 code for a protein of 346 amino acids.
AACUUUACAAGGGUGACACUGGCAGUGACACUGGCAAUAAGCGCCCAAAAUAAACCAUGAGCGUAACUGACAGCGACACGGAGAGUACCGUCUCUAGCCAAAGCAGACCUACCACAGCGACCACCACCAAAUCGCAACCCCAACAGGUCUUCCCGUUCGCCCACCCCCCUCCCAAGUCGACCUCUUGUUUCCGCUUCACCUCGCGCCUUCUGCUCCAAAUCCAACAACUCCUUUCCGCCUCUCGCGCGCUCCCCAUCCUCGAGAUCUACCGACCCUCCAGCCUUGGCAAGUCGAUCCCCGGCUGUCCCAGCAAAGUACACAGCCAGGACCUGUACGUCGUCCAAAGCGACGCCUACCAGAAUCUUCCUUCGUCCUGCAGCCAAGACACCAGCACCGACAGCCCGGUAGUAGGAGUGAUAUACACCAACUACUGCAGCGGCAACAAAACCACUAGCGCCGCGACUAGCAGCAGCAGCAACAGCAGCAGCAGCUCCACCGAUCACAAAUCCCCGUCCUCCCCCUCAUCAUCAUCAUCAACAUCACCAACAACCAAAUCACCACCCACCAACAACAAAAACGCAAUCUAUCUCCCCCAACUCCAAAUCACCCUCCUCGCCUCCCGCACCUCGCGCGGAGGCUACACCUUCCAACUCCUCCCCACAUCCUCUUCCUCUUCCUCCAGCACCCAAAAACUCACCCUCGAACUCGCCAAGAAAAAACCCAAACACAAAUCCCCGCCAAGAUCAUCGGCAACAACCACAACCCGUCGGUCUUCGGCGUCUACGACCCCCGACGACGACGAAAUCCACGAAAACCACGAAAACAACGAACCCGCCAGUUUCCUCCUUGGCAUUCGGAGCACGUCGACAAGCCCCGGCGAUCCAAACUCCGGCGAUUCUGCCCGGCGCAGCAGCCCCCGGCCCUGGCUAGCCGGCCUCUCGCCCAAGGGGAUCAAGGUCCUGCGCGGGGAGCCGCAGGACCAGCUGCGGCGGCGGGUGCUGGCCGCCGUCGGGGUGACCGCGGACCGCAUGGAUGUGCUCUACACGGUUACCUUGAUGGUAGGGAUCUAUGCGGCGAGGAUGGAGGGGUGGGUUUAAUUUGUUGUCCCUUUUUUGGGCCGGGGGAGUUUACCUUUUUUAGAUCCAUAAAUCAUUUGAUAGUCUAUGUCCGGGGUUUAUUAAACUUUAGCUUGGUGUUAGUGUUGGUGUUGAUCUUCGUUUCGUUGUUUGUAUUUUUGGGAGUCAAAGGGUUCAGGGUCAGGGACUCUUGCUAUCUAUCUAUGUCGAUGAUAUCCAAUUUGAGUCAAUGUUUGGAGAGACUAGUGUCAUAGAAACUUUCUUUGUCUUUCUCUCCGAAAGGG